AUGGGGACAAAUUUAAAAGAAGUUUCAAAUUUUGAUCCUGAGGCUGAUUGUGAUCGAAUCUAUGGCCUUAGUAAUUUUGAGAAUAAUACCAAAACCGCAGUCUUGAUUAAAGACGGUCAUGUGGGACGCGUAGGACCGAUGAGUAUCUUUAAUCGAGUAAAAGGAGUAUUUCUUGGAGAAAAUCUUUUAAUUAAGAUUAAACAAUAG
Molecule: messenger RNA, 207 nt
Organism: Racocetra fulgida
Lineage: Eukaryota; Fungi; Glomeromycota; Glomeromycetes; Diversisporales; Gigasporaceae
Source: the annotation of a GenBank genome assembly